Manacus vitellinus (golden-collared manakin) is the source of this 1026-nucleotide messenger RNA. RefSeq names its product transmembrane protein 45B. The record is from RefSeq and is a predicted model, not a curated record. The coding region runs from base 43 to 903 and encodes 286 amino acids. The transcript has 6 exons. NCBI's taxonomy places the organism in Eukaryota, Metazoa, Chordata, Aves, Passeriformes, Pipridae.
UGGAAGGGACAAGACCACCCCAAGGUCCAGAACACAAGCCCGAUGCCAACGAGUUUCCUCGGCAGUGCCCUCCGGGGCACUUUCUUCUUCACCUUUGGUCUCUGGUGGUCCGUGAGGUACCCCCUGAAGUACCUGAGGAAGAAAGGUGAUGCUGAGGGCCAGCCAAGCUCUGGGACCCAGCGUGCAGAGAUCUUUGAGGGGGCUCUCAAAGCUCUCUUUGCUCUAGUAGGGAUCCUGGUAGAGCAGUUUGUCCCCACCGGUCCCCACCUGCAGCUGUACAGCCCAAAGACGCACAGCUGGACAGACCUCACCCACUGGCACUACUCCACCAUCUACCUUUUCUUCCUCCUCUCUGGAAUCAUGGACAUGGUCUCGCAGUCCCGGCUCAAGCUGCCGCCCGGCCUGGACCGGCUCUCGCUGUCCGUGGCUCUGCUCAUCGAAGGUUUGCUCUUCUGUUUCCGUGACUACAGCGAUGCUGCACUGGAUCACCACCUCCACUCCCUGCUGGCCAUGGCCAUCUUUGCUGGAGCCCUCUGUGCCCUCCUGGAGGUGUUCCUCCGAGACCACAUCAUCCUAGAGACCUUCAGGACCAGCUCCUUCCUUCUGCAGGGCUCUUGGCUUUGGCAGAUUGGGUUUGUGCUGUCCCCUCCCUGGGGAGGACCAGGCUGGGAUCAGAGCGAUCCCAGCAACCUGACCUUCCUCACCAUGUGCUUCUGCUGGCACUACCUGGGCGCUCUCGCCGUCGUGGGCACCAACGCGGCUGCAUCCCGCUGCUGCAACGAGUCCUGCCAGCUGAAGUUCGGGGACAUCGACGUGGAGCUGGACUGUGGUUUGUGCCUGCGCAGAGGCACCAAGGGCUCCCGCAGUGCCCUGCUGCCCGAGAGCAGCUCGGAUGACAAAUGAGGCCCUGGCAGGCAUGAAAAUUUCUUCCAUGCUGGCUUUGAGCUCUUGAGAUGAGGUUUUUAAUUAGUCUUGAUAAACUACAGUGGCACUUGAUGGAGGAGCAUCGGAAGUGGGAGGCAGGAC